CCAUCGUCUACGGCGUUACGGGGGUCAGUUAAUUAAUCCUCUCUUUUUUUUGUUGUUCCCCUUCUUUCUUCUCCCGAUUCCGGUGUCCGUUUCCCCUCGUCGUCCUCGAUCGCCCCUCAAUUCCAAGUUCUAGGGUUCCGAUCCCAGCCCAAUCGAUCGAAUCUCCGCUAUGGGGAAGGGUUGCAAGUCGGCGUCGCACCAGCUGUUCAAGGACAAGGCCCGCAACCGGGUGGAUGACCUCCAGGAGAAGUUCACCGACCUCCAAUCGGCCCUCAAGGAGAGCCGCGCCGCCGAUGUCGCCGUUCUCGAGGAACAGGUCCACCAGAUGCUCCGCGAGUGGAAGGCUGAGCUCAAUCAGGCUUCGCCUGCCACUUCCCUCCAAGGGCAUACCCCGGACACUUCGGAUCUGUUCUCCGAGACCCUGCGGCUGUUGCAGCUGAGGGAGGAGGAGGACGAUGCGACGAGCAAGCUAGCCGAGUUGGCGUUCGUGAACGCGCCCAAGCCGGAACAGGUGGAGCUGCAGCAAACUGAUGGUGUAGUCGUGCAAGGUGAUGGACAACCCGCUACUUUCUUUCAAGAGGAGUACUACGUGCAUCAGGAAGUAGCUGGGCAGGACUACCUUUAUGCUGGUCAUUAUGAAGGCAACCUCCCUACUGGUCAACAGGAUGCUGCUGUCACUUGCCUGCAAGAGACUAAUCACUUUGAUUAUCAGCAAUACAAUUUGCAUCAGGAAAUUCCCCAUGAGCUUUAUGUUAACAUGAAUUCUACUGAGCAAAAUGGUCCAGAUGUAUUUCCCCAUAUGUCAGAUGUGCUGCCAACUAUAUGCCUCCCACCAUCUGCAUUUUUGAGGCCAAAGUGUGCCCUUUGGGAUUGUCCAAGACCCGCUCAGGGUUCUGAAUGGUGCCAAGAUUACUGUAGUAGCUUCCAUGCAACUCUAGCAAUUAAUGAAGGUCCACCUGGUAUGACACCAGUGCUACGCCCUGGUGGCAUUGAUUUAAAAGAUGGCCCACUUUUGUCAGCUCUAAGUGCUAAGAUACUCGGCAAAAAUGUUGGGAUUCCAGUUUGUGAAGGUGCUGCAACUGCAAAGUCUCCAUGGAAUGCUCCAGAGCUAUUCGAUCUGUGUGUCCUUGAAGGUGAAUCACUUAGAGAAUGGCUUUUCUUUGACAAGCCAAGAAGGGCAUUUGAGAGUGGAAAUAGAAAGCAAAGGUCUUUACCAGAUUACAAUGGCCGUGGUUGGCAUGAAUCUAGAAAGCAAAUCAUGAAAGAGUUUGGGGGUUUAAAAAGGUCCUACUAUAUGGAUCCACAGCCACUCACUCACUAUGAGUGGCACAUGUACGAGUAUGAGAUCAAUGAUUGUGAGGCCUUUGCAUUGUACAGACUAGAAUUCAAACUUGUUGAUCCAAAGAAAGGCUCCAAAGCAAAGUUGACUGGUAACUCACUUGUGGAUCUGCAGCAACAGAUGGGAAGACUCAAAGCAGAUAACAUUGUGGAUCAUAAGAAGAAUUCUAAGAGUAGGACGAAAGCAAAUCAGAAAGAUAUGCCUGAAAAUUUAUAUAAACCAUCAGUAGUUAUCGAUCAAAAGGAAAAUGCUCCAAGCACCAUGCAUGCUCCCAACCAGAUGGUUUCUCUGGACGAGAACACUUCUUAUGGGCCUAAUCUCCAAUAUGCUUAUACUACUGAAAGCUUAAAUGAUGGUUAUGGAACGUAAGGGAAUAUUACCAACCCUUUGAGCUACUAAAUCAAUCUUGUUACUAGUAUGGAUUUGUUUUGCCUCAAGCGACUACAUACAGCCUCGUGCUGCUUAUGCAACUGAAAUGUUGCAUUUUCCUGACUCGGUUUUUGGUAAAGGCCGUAAUGAGGCUGUUAGACAUGUUAAAGCUGAGCAGCCUUCUUGUCUUUGGAAACUUGACUAUUGACAUGUCACCUACUUAUUCUAUGUAAAUUUUCUCGACAAUAGCUUCUGUUUAUUCCUGAUUUCUGAAUGUAUCCGAUUACUUGAAGGCCAGUGCACUGGAAUGAUAGGUGCCAAGUCACAACUUACAUGGGUCUAUGACUCUCUUAUGGAGUGUCAAGGUAGAUCAAGAACAUGACUUGGUUGUUGCUUCUUGG
Messenger RNA from Zingiber officinale, 2109 nucleotides. RefSeq names its product transcription factor VOZ1-like. The transcript is spliced from 4 exons. Gene Ontology annotation, biological process: regulation of DNA-templated transcription; positive regulation of long-day photoperiodism, flowering. The record is from RefSeq and is a predicted model, not a curated record. Lineage: Eukaryota; Viridiplantae; Streptophyta; Magnoliopsida; Zingiberales; Zingiberaceae. The coding region runs from base 170 to 1708 and encodes 512 amino acids.